Bradysia coprophila is the source of this 2245-nucleotide messenger RNA. RefSeq names its product DNA polymerase iota (gene PolI). NCBI's taxonomy places the organism in Eukaryota, Metazoa, Arthropoda, Insecta, Diptera, Sciaridae. Gene Ontology annotation, biological process: translesion synthesis. The record is from RefSeq and is a predicted model, not a curated record. Gene Ontology annotation, molecular function: DNA-directed DNA polymerase activity; damaged DNA binding.
AUCUCAGGUUUCUCAUUAGUUGUCAAAAGAUUGUAUCAGAGUUCGUCGCAGUUUCUAAUUCUCAAUAAUAAUACGAAAUAAUAAUAAAACCAUUCACAGCUGAAACGUUUCUGUUAAACCAUAUUAUUACGCUAAAGGAUCUGCAUCGGCAAAUUAAUAUUGGUAGCGAAACUAUGGUGGAUUUUAUGUUAAUCCAAAGAGUUGCUGUUUUAUUUUCGCCUAACCACACGAAUUUCAUCACAACAAAGACAUGGACCAAGACGAGCUAUUAGACACUUGUGAUUUGCACCAACGGACAAUAAUCCACAUCGACAUUGACUGUUUCUAUGCACAAGUGGAAGAGCUACGAAACCCACUGCUCCGUACAAAACCGUUGGGCAUUCAACAAAAAAACAUAAUCGUAACGUGUAACUAUAUUGCUAGACAAUUCGGUGUCCAUAAGCUAAUGCUGCUGAGUGAAGCAAAGAAAUUAUGCCCACAACUGACACUGGUCAACGGGGAAGAUUUGACAAAUUAUCGGAAAAUAUCGGCUCGUAUUUUUGAUAUACUGUUGAUGUUCACACCGUUUGUGGAAAAAUUGGGAAUGGACGAGAAUUGGCUGGAUGUGACGGAAGUUGUAAAUAAGAAACUGGAAGAAUUGGGUGACUGUACACCGAUACGAGAAGGAUUUAUUUAUCCGGAAGAUGCAUCGCUGGGAUCGUGUAGCUGUGGCUGCGAAAAGAGACUAAUACUGGGCACACAUCUGGCUAAAGAGAUUCGGAGUCGAUUGCACGAAGAAUUGGGCAUAACAUCAUGCGCUGGUAUAGCACACAAUAAAUUGAUGGCCAAACUAAUUGGAAGUAAAAAUAAACCAAACAAACAAACGGUUCUGGCGCCGAAAUUUUCACAAUCUGUGCUGAGCGAAAUGAAUUCAAUCCGUGACAUUACCGGCAUCGGAGAGAAAUUCGAAAAAAUGCUCAACGAAAUUGACGUCAAAAGUGUUCGCGAUUUACAGCUCAUCGAGUUGGACAAACUGAAACGGGUGUUUGGUUAUGAUCAGGCAACGAAGUUGAAAGAUUUCAGUUUCGGUAUUGACAAUACACUCGUGAAAACGUCGGGUAAACCAAAGAGCAUUAGUUUAGAGGAUGCGUGCAAAUCCAUCUCAUUACGUGCCGAAGUCGAAGAGAAAUUUCGCGUACUGGUAACGAGACUAGCGCUACUGAUCGCUGACGACGGACGUAUUCCGAUUUCAAUAAAAAUUAUUCUGCGAAAAUUCGAUGGGACGAAGCGUGUUAGUCAUCGCGAAACGAAACAGGCGAACAUCCAGCCUACAAUAUUUAAGGAGGUGGACGGUAAAAUUCAGCUAGUCGACGGCGGUCAACAGAUCUUAUUGGAUGUCGUGAUGAAAUUGUUCGAAAAGACAAUCGACAUGAAGAAGUCGUUCAACAUAACGUUGUUAGGAUUGGCGUUCACCAAAUUUCAGCAGCAAAAUAAGGGCGGCCGAAUCGCCAACUAUUUCAUCAAAAAGUCAGAUAUUGAAGUCCAGUCGAUAACCAGCUUUAGCAGCGAUGGUUAUUCGCCGAACGGCAGUAUGAUGGACACUCAUAAUCGUCACGGAAUGUCUCGAUUAUCUUCUUCGCCAAUGGGCAUGGAUCUGGAUGCAGCCUCGGAUACAACAUCCAUUGCAUCCUGUUCAUCAGACGUUUCCGAAUCGGAUCUGGAACCAUCACCAAAAAAGAAACGCGGAUUUCCAUUCGCUAAGCGUCGGUCCCACUUGAAUCCGAUCGACUGUUAUGACGCUUCACCCAGUAAAUUGUCCUGUCGAGUUGGCGAUCUACGAUUAAAUUCCCGUGAGUUCGAUUCGGUACCGUCGACCAGUACUCCAACUCAUAGUCCGUCAAUCGCCAAGCAAUUCAAUGCACAACCGAUAACCCCACCAACAUCGUCGACCCAGAACGAGCCAGUCGUUCUGUCGAAAGAGACAUUCAAAGAGUUGCCGUUGGACGUUCAACAGGAAUUGCUGGAAACGUGGUGUUUACCCAUUCCAAAAUCGUUGGCACAGGCAACGUCAACGCAAACCAGUGGCAAGGCCAAGAGCAACACAUUGCAUCGGUACUUCAUUGCGAACAAACAGACUUAAGAAAUUUUGAUACUCGCGCAUUUAAAGUGGAGAAGAAAAGAAAUUUAUAUUUAUAACGAAAACAUGGUGAGUGAAUUGAGGAUACGUUAAAAAUAAAAUAAAAAACCUUUUUUAUAAUGACAACAA